AUGGAGAUGAAGACAGACAGAGCUGUCCCAGAGGCUGAGCAGCACACAGGGACAGAAGAUGUUGAGGCAGAACUGAUGGCUACGGAGGUCAGAGCCAGUAUAGAGGAGAGUCUGACACAAAAUGGAGGCUUGGAAUCUGACAGAAACAAAUCAAACAGUGAGGUGGAGAUCGUCAAUGAGAAGCCAGGGUCAGAUGAGGUCAACUGUGUGAACGGAGCACCAGUGAUGACCAAUCAGAGCAUAAGGUCGUUGUGA
Molecule: messenger RNA, 255 nt
Organism: Coregonus sp. 'balchen'
Lineage: Eukaryota; Metazoa; Chordata; Actinopteri; Salmoniformes; Salmonidae
Source: the annotation of a GenBank genome assembly